Messenger RNA from Electrophorus electricus (electric eel), 4061 nucleotides. RefSeq names its product RAR-related orphan receptor C a (gene rorca). Gene Ontology annotation, cellular component: nucleus. Gene Ontology annotation, molecular function: zinc ion binding; RNA polymerase II cis-regulatory region sequence-specific DNA binding; nuclear receptor activity. The record is from RefSeq and is a predicted model, not a curated record. Gene Ontology annotation, biological process: regulation of transcription by RNA polymerase II. NCBI's taxonomy places the organism in Eukaryota, Metazoa, Chordata, Actinopteri, Gymnotiformes, Gymnotidae.
UGUGUAGCGAAUCAUGUGAGAGUCCACGCGCUGAAAGUAGGUUAGUGAUCGAGUGAGUGUGACAGAGCGAGCGCGAGGGAACGAAAACAGCUCUCAGCGGUGGAGAAGAUACGACACACGCCUUCGUGCAAAAAGCAAACAACGGGAUUAAGCAACCGGGAUUAAGUCCAAAUUCGGAAACACCGAAUUUACUAUUUGGAUGCGUAUCCGCAAACCUAUGUGAAUUCCUUUAAACUGCUCCAUUUUUGGAGCUUUAACGUUUCAUUUGAUUUCACCAUUUGCCUUCGUUCAGAUGCUCCGGAGUUGCGCUGUUUCCAGAUAAUAGAACCCCAGCAGCAGAAUGAGAGCUCAAAUUGAGGUGAUCCCUUGUAAGAUCUGUGGGGACAAGUCAUCUGGUAUUCACUACGGCGUGAUCACGUGUGAAGGGUGCAAGGGUUUCUUCCGUCGCAGUCAACAGAACAACGCCAUGUACUCGUGCUCUCGACAGAGGAACUGCCCCAUCGACCGGACCAGCCGGAACCGCUGCCAGCACUGUCGCUUGCAGAAGUGCCUGGCACUGGGCAUGAGCCGUGACGCGGUGAAGUUUGGUCGCAUGUCCAAGAAGCAGCGUGCCAGCCUGUAUGCUGAGGUCCAGAAGCAUCAGCAGUCACAGGAGCACGAAGGUGACCUAGGGGUCGCUCCCGUCCUGCCCCGAGCGGGGGCGGAGCCGAGCGGCAGCGUGCACGGGAGAGCCUACAGCCGCAGCUCCAGCUCCGCCCCCAGCGACUUCGACGACGUCGGCGCCUUGCCCGACGGCCUGCCGUUCGAUUUUCCCCGUACACCAGAGGGCGCCAGUGAGUAUGGCACCCUGGAGCCGCUGGGGGGCUGCAGAGGGAAUGGCUCCUCCCCCCAGAGCUCUCCGGAGCAGAGCGGGGCGGAGUGUGGCGAUGGACCCCACGUCAGACGUGACCACCGGCCCCUGCAGGAGGUGGAGAUGGGCCUAUACACACGCUCGCUGCUACACGGCCUGCCGGACAGCUGCUCAUUGCUCGAGAUAGAGCGUAUCACCCAGAGCAUAGUGAAGUCUCACAUGGAGACGAGUCAGUACACUCCAGAGGAGUUGAAGCGUCUAUCCUGGACUAUCUACACAGCCGAGGAAACACGUGCCUACCAGAACAGGGCUACCGAGGUGAUGUGGCAGCAGUGUGUGGUCCACAUCACCAACGCCAUCCAGUACGUGGUGGAGUUUGCCAAGCAUAUCGUGGGAUUCAUGGAGCUGUGUCAGAAUGACCAGAUCGUCCUCCUCAAAGGAGGAGUCCUGCCUGUGUUGCUGGUACGGACAUGCAGGACCUAUAACCCUGUCAGCCACACGCUCUUCUUCGAUGGGAAGUUCGCCAGUACUGAGCUCUUCAAGGCUCUCGGUUGUGACGACCUGGUGAACGCGGUGUACGACCUGGCCGGGUCCAUGAGCCAUCUGCAGCUCAGCGAGGAGGAGAUGGCCCUGUUCAGCGCAGCCGUUCUCUUCGCUCCAGACCGACCUUGGCUUACACACAGACACCAAGUUCGGCAGCUUCAGGAGAAGGUCUAUGUGGCGCUGCAGCGCUGUCUGACCAGAGGGGGCGCUGGAGAGGAGAAACUGGCCAAGAUGGUAGCUAAGCUGCCCACGAUGAAGUCCAUCUGUAACCUCCAUAUUGACAAGCUGGAGUUUUUCCGCCUUCUCCACCCUGAAACAGCCUUCAACUUCCCUCCGCUCUACAGGGAGGUGUUUGGCAGCGAACUUGCCUUCCCAGACUCCACCAAGGGCUAGAGUCCGGACGGCACCGCGGGCAGGCGGACGAGAGAGAGAGCGAGCGAGCGAGAGCGAAAUGUGUAGGGAUAGAAGGAGGUAGUGGUAGAUGUGAAGUGUCACAAGCAGACCAGCAGUUCAUUUACAAUCCUGCACGCAACACUAUAGGACUCCAAAUCCCACAACCCCUUUCAUGCUCCCUCCCAGAAGGGUAAAAGACACUAGCGUGUACGCCAGCCCCUUGUUUUCUGCUUUCAAACACAGGCUGCUGGGUGGUGGUCUACACACACUACCUACCUGUGUUAACUCCACCAAAGCAGCGGCGCUCGGCUGUUAUUGGAGCCCGAGGCUGACCGAAGGUGACGUAGACAGUGCCGUGGAUUGGGAUGUGACCGUGCUCUCCUAGUGCGGAUUUGUGACACGCCCUCAGGAACGAGAAGUAAUACAUUAUGUAUACUUGGCCUGUCUUGUGUAAAACGUGAUUAUUUUUUUUUUAAAGGUUGGUUUUUAUGGCAGUCAUUAGCGGCAAUUUCGCAUCACCUGACCAACUGCAGGGAAGGUCCAAAGGCGGACGCCGAAAACGCUUUUAGCGUAGCGUGCUAACCAGUGUUCCUGAGUCCAUCAACCAGUUUUGUCGUGCGCAGCUGUCGCGUGCCCCUGUGCUGCGGCUGCCGUUUUUGGGCAUGUGUCUGUGCAUGUGGACAAUGUUGCGGAAGUCGUUAGCUUGACCUCUCUGUGUUGGUGUUAAUUAAACAAAACUUCACUCUAAAAUGAAACACAAACUACAUAGAUUUAUUUAGAAUAAUUUGGUGUGUGAGUGUGUGUUCAGCGCAGGAACAGUAGAACGUAGCUGGUGUAGUAAAGUGAAUGUUGCGUAGACGUGUCAGACGCGUUUUAAAAUCUCUGGCUCAGCUUUGCUGGCGGAGUUCCAGCAGUCUCCUUUGCUCAGCCCACUGACACUCUGCUCUGGGGGGUGGGGAGGCGGGUAGUUUUAGAUGCAGCCCACUAGCAUUUAGAGGCUUUUAAACCUACACUUUAAAAUCUGGGAACUUGACCCCACUCGGCUUUCUCUUCCUCCAGCCUAAGUGUCACUCUCAUUUGCCCUCUGACAGCACACACACGCACACACACAGCCCUGGAUGCUACUGUUCCCCAGCCUCAGUGUAAAGCUGACCUUGGCCACUGGCCCCUCCCUCCUGUCCCAGGGGCCUCAGAAUGGGGCCUUGUUUAAGUGAAUAUUCCAUUUUUAAUAUUUGUGGCAAACGGGGUUUUUUUUUUGGUUUGUUUUUGCGUAUUUGUAUUCUUCGGUUGGUACGUUAAGGUUUGGAGAAUGGCAGAUGUGCGCGCAUAGCCGGUGGGAGUGUUACCGGUAGUGCCUUUGUCCAAAAGGGGAAAAAACUCACGAUUCGCGGAUUCAAUAUAAAACUGUGAUCUCGUCCUAAUGGCUCAGAGAGUUUGGGGUGAAGGAAGCGAAUGAUUCUCCCUUUGAGUCAAACCUGUUCAACAUCUCGCUCUGCACACUGCGGGACGGUGCUCGACCUCCAGACUCAACAUUUCACUCGCAGACUUCACUUACACACUUCACUGGCUGCCGUGUCGCAAUGCAACUGUGCGACAGGCGGUCUGUCGGACGCUCGUAACCGGGGAUAACGCGUGCACUCCCGAAUAACAAAUGCAGAAUUUUCUGAAGGACACGAUUCUUGUAUUAACUCGUUCUUCUCUAGAUGACCUGCAAGGUGGGGGAUGAUUGUAAAGACACGCUUUGUGGAGAGGAAAAUAAAGUACCUAGAACUUCUUAGAGCGUGUGCGCGCGUGUUGUGGAGUGAAGCCCUGCAAACCAGCACGUGCGGGUUUGGGGGCUUGUCGCUUGGUCUAGCAGAACACCGGGAACCCUGAGCGCUGUGUGGACUAGCAGGCCUGCCCGUCCGUGAGGACGUCUGGACCCCUGUCUGUGGUCAGUACCAUCGCAGGACUUCAGAGAAUAAAACGGGAUCUCCAAUAAAAGUGUCUAAGCGGAUCGGAUACUGAUCGCGUCUUGUUUUGUGUGCUAUUUCAGCCGUCAUCGUCUUUCUGUGGGUUUCCCUCUCAUGUUAGACUUGUGUUGCAUUUCAGUUUUUAAGGCCGUUUUUAAGCAGAAAAUCCGAGUCAUUUAUUGAUCAUCCAUUGUUUCUUUUUGCUAAAUUUAUUGUAUAAAAAUCACUUAGUUCUUAAUAGCUAUAAUUUAUGACUUGAAUUUAAACAUGAGUUGUACAUUGAUAAAAUGUGAAUUAAGAAUGUAAUAAAUCUUUUUACAUAA